Molecule: messenger RNA, 783 nt
Organism: Dovyalis caffra
Lineage: Eukaryota; Viridiplantae; Streptophyta; Magnoliopsida; Malpighiales; Salicaceae
Source: the annotation of a GenBank genome assembly
AUGUUCCCUCUACCUCCAUCUCAAGAUGAUGAAUUGAAGGCUUCUCAUUUUACUGCUUUGUCUUUAAGCACAGGUAUCCAGGGGGCCCAGCAAAGCCAUAUUCCAUCUCAAGUUGCAAACAAGGUGCAGAGCUCAAGCUUUCCAUACACAAUAAACGGUGCAAGUCCAAUGAAAGUUAAGAGGAAGAGAUGCCUCGAUGGAGCAGCAUUGACUAUAGGAACUGGGUCUAGUUCAAACCCGCUCAAAAUGAAAGUGGUUGAUCAUCCAACCGGAAGGAUGAGUUGUGCUAGCUUUGGUGGUGAUUAUAUUAGGAAGCAGCGACCUGCAAUUGCUACUGUGUCUGGUUUCUGCAAUACACCUUGUCAACUUGUACAAGGAGUUAGCAAUGAAAAUGCCAACAAAAACAGUGCUAAUGCAAGAGCUGGUAGGGGUAGUGCCAGUUAUGUGAAUGAUCCCAACAGGGCAUGCCUCUAUCAACAAUCUGCUAGUGGUUUGAGCUGUGAAAAUAAUAGUAAAAGGGAUGCUCAUUCCAGAGCUAGUAAAACUUCUGGAAAUACAUCAAUUUCUGAUAAAAUCCACCAGAGGAUGAUAAAAAAUCGAGAAUCAGCUGCCAGGUCUAGAGCAAGAAAACAAGCUUUGGAAGCCCAACAACAGCUGGAAAAUACAGAACUUAAGAAGGAGAAUGACUUCCUGAAAAGGGUUGUGAGGUUUCUCUUGGCUAUAUUAAGAACAAAACGCAUGAAGCUGCCACCACUUUCAAGGAGUUUCUCCGGGCCAUUAUAA